GCAAGAAAAUCCUAACCUCUCUUUUAUUCUUGCGAAAUUUAAAAUAAAAUCGAUAAAAGCUUAGUUUAAAAGUGAAAUAAGUAAAAAAUAUAGAUAUAUUAUCAUUAUUCAUUAAUAAAAUGCUCAAAAUCAUUUUAGUUGAUUAGCGUAGUAAUUCUUUCAAUCAGACUUCCGGUUUCCUGCUUCCAUGGCCUCCAAUUCCAUGGAAUCCGGCAUUAUCACGGCAUUAUCCAGCUACCAUCAAUCUUUUCUGUCUUUCAUUACUCUUCAGUUCAGAGUUUGUGGAUGGAAAAAAAUUGGUGAUCAAAGUGUUAAUAAAAAUAUUUAUAUAUAAAGUCCAAUAAAGGGUUUACAAAGGGUGUGAAAACAUAAAAUAAUCAUGGGUGACAUAAAAUCUUUUCUUCAUCAGUGGUGUGUCAAAAAUAGCAAAGAACCACAAUUUGAUGUUCGACCUACGGGUCCGAAACAUCGUCAGAGAUUCCUCUGCGAAUUGCGGGUUACUGGAUUUGAUUAUGUGGGUGCUGGGAAUUCAACUAACAAAAAAGAUGCACAGGGAAAUGCAUCUCGAGAUUUUAUCAGUUAUCUUGUGCGAAAUGGACAUGUCAAUCGAAACGAUGUUCCUGGCGAUCUGGGACCAGCGGCUGAAGUUCCGGGAGCGUUAAACGAGGCCAAUGUCGGACCUAAGGGUCCUGUGAAAUCUGUUUUUAGUGAUGGAAUGGGCCCGAAUGAUAUUGGACAAGCUUAUAGGCCUUACAACGAGGCAGGGCAAAGCAAUUAUACUUAUCUAGAUAGAAUUGCGGAUCAAAAAAGGGUUGAGGAAGCAGAGGACGUGGACGUUAAUUCUGGAAUUCACGGGAAUUGGACUAUGGAAAACGCAAAGUCAAAACUGCAUCAGUUCAUGCAGACCAACAAAAUUAGUGCUGAUUACAAAUAUACUCCAGUUGGUCCUGACCAUACAAGGAGCUUCUUGGCUGAGAUGAAAUUCUACGUGAACCAGCUUAGAAGAACAAUCGUUGGACGAGAGACGGCAUCGAACAAGCAAACAGCUUCCAAAAGCUGUGCAUUGUCGAUCAUUCGACAAUUGUAUCAUCUUGGAGUCAUUGAGGCAUUUUCUGGAACUUUGAAGAAAAUCAAAGAAUCUGAUCAAAUGAAACCCUACCCUGUGAAAAUUAAUCCAGAACUUGAACAGGAAAUUUUCAGCGUUUUGGAAGGGUUGCAGAUUAAUCCAAUUGACGUCAAUUUCAUGCCUAAAUUUUCAAUCAAAAAAGAAGAAGGUGGACAGAAAGCAUCAGCACCUGGAAUAUCUUUAGUAACGGAUCACGUUUUGGAUGAUUUUAUAUCGAGUGUUCCACAACCUGCGGGUGUCGUCAGUUGGUCACCUCCGCAACAAAAUUGGAAUCCUUGGACUGGUUGCAAUAUUGACGAAGGACCUUUGGCGACGAUGUCGUUGGAUAAAUUAUCAGAUGAUAUAAUGAGUGAGGAAAGGGAAAGAUUGCAGCAAGAUAACACAUUGCAAAAGAGCAUCAAGGAAAGGUCUUCACUUCCUGUUUUUGCAAAGAAGAGCGAAAUUAUGGCUGCAAUUAAUGAUAAUCCUGUUAUCAUCAUCAGGGGAAAUACUGGUUGCGGUAAAACGACUCAAGUCUGUCAGUUUAUUCUUGAUGAUUAUAUCCUUUCGGGCCAAGGUGCUUAUUGUUCAAUUGCUAUUACGCAACCUAGAAGAAUUUCAGCAGUAUCGGUUGCUGAUCGUGUAUCGUCUGAGAGAUGCGAGAGUUUAGGGCAGUCUGUUGGCUAUUCUGUCAGAUUUGAGUCUUGUUUACCGAGACCGUAUGGUAGCAUAAUGUUCUGUACGGUUGGAGUUCUCCUACGAAAACUGGAAGGUGGAUUGCGAGGAGUUUCUCACGUGAUCGUUGACGAAAUUUAUCCUCCACGGUUUCCUCUUCCUCCCCAAUUCCCUCCUCUACCGCCUCUGUUGAAACCUCUAUUACCGAAACCUCCACCAUUGCCUCUAAAUCCACCGUUGCCUCUAAAGCUUCCAUUUCCCCUGAAGCCACCAUUACCCCUAAAUCCACCAGGAGCAGGUCCACCGAAUCCACCACCCCUACCAUGGAAUCCACCACCGCUACCUCCGAAUCCACCGCCACCACCUCCGAACCCACCGCCACCACCUCCAAAACCACCACCUCCUCUCAUCAAUUUAGGUGGUGGCCCAGCGUCACCUGCGAAACCAAUUACAAUGAGCGAUACUAAAUCAUUUUUCCACCAGUGGUGCACGAAAAACUCGAAGGAGCCUCAAUACGAUGUUCGUCCGACAGGACCGAAACACCGUCAACGAUUCUUGUGCGAAUUGAGAGUACCUGGAUUCGAUUACGUCGGGGCUGGUAAUUCGACAAAUAAGAAGGAUGCCCAAGGAAAUUCGUGUAAGGAUUUCAUAAAUUACCUUGUGAGAACUGGCCAUAUAAAUGCAGCUGAUGUACCCGCGGAUGCUGGAGUUUCGGCAGCAGCCGCAGCUCCGUCCGAAUCGAAUUUUGGUUCUGCAGCUCCGUCUCGCCCUGUUUUUCAAGAUGGUAUGGGUCCCAAUGAUAUUGGACAAGCCUACAGACCUUACAACGAAAGGGGUCAGGGAAAUUACACCUACAUGGACAGAAUUGCGGAACAAAAAAGGGUCGAGGAAGCUGAGGACGUCGACGUUAAUUCUGGAAUCCACGGAAAUUGGACAAUUGAAAAUGCCAAGUCUAAACUUCAUCAAUUCAUGCAGUGUAACAAAAUUAGCGCCGACUACAAAUACACACCGGUCGGACCUGACCACACGAGGAGCUUCAAAGCUGAGAUGAGUUUCUACGUAAAACAACUUGGAAGAAAUGUCGUUGGACGCGAGACUGCGUCGAAUAAGCAAACAGCUUCCAAAAGUUGUGCUUUGUCGCUUGUACGACAAUUGUACCAUCUUGGAGUAAUCGAGGCUUUUUCGGGAACCUUGAAGAAGAACAAAGAAGCGGAUCAAAUGAAAUCCUACCCGGUGAAAAUAAAUCCUGACCUCGAGAAAGAAGUUUUUGAUGUUUUAGAAGGUCUCCAGAUUAAACCAAUUGACGUCAAUCGUCCACCUCUAGCGGCUACGCAACCCACAGAGGAUGGGGAAAAAUCAUCAGUGCCUGGUAUAUCGCUGGUGACUGAUCACGUUUUGGACGAUUUUAUAUCGAGUAUUCCACAACCUGCCGGCGUUGUGAGUUGGUCUCCUCCUCAGCAAAACUGGAAUCCUUGGACUGGAUGUAACAUAGAUGAAGGACCUCUUGCUGCAAUGCCGUUGGAUAAAUUAUCGGAAGAUAUUAUGCAGGACGAGAAGGAAAGACUGCAACAAGACAAUAACUUGCAACAGAGCAUUAAAGAUAGAUCGACCCUUCCCGUUUUUGCAAAGAAGAGCGAAAUUAUGGCUGCGAUUAAUGAUAAUCCUGUGGUUAUCAUCAGGGGAAACACUGGUUGUGGUAAAACGACCCAAGUUUGCCAGUUUAUCCUUGAUGAUUACAUCCUGUCGGGCCAGGGUGCUUAUUGUUCGAUUGCCGUUACGCAGCCGAGAAGAAUUUCAGCAGUAUCGGUUGCAGAUCGAGUAGCAGUUGAGAGAUGCGAGGGUUUGGGGCAAUCUGUUGGCUACUCUGUGAGAUUUGAGUCUUGUUUACCGCGACCGUAUGGUAGCAUAAUGUUCUGUACGGUUGGAGUUCUCCUACGAAAACUGGAAGGUGGAUUGCGAGGAGUUUCUCACGUGAUCGUUGACGAAAUUCACGAACGCGAUGUUAAUUCUGAUUUCAUCAUGGUUGUCCUGCGAGACAUGGUUCACAUGUACCCAGAUCUGAGAAUUAUUCUCAUGUCGGCUACGAUAGACACUACCUUGUUCAGCAAGUACUUUAACGACUGUCCGGUUAUUGAAAUUCCAGGAAGGGCUUAUCCAGUACAGCAAUACUUUUUAGAAGACUGUGUCCAUUUAACAAAAUUCGUACCUCCUAUGGAUACCCGAAAACGCAAAAGCCGCGAUGCAGACGACGCAGCUUCAACGGACGAACCAGAGGAAAAUCUUAACAAGGUUGUCAGUAAUGACUAUAGCCCACAUACGAAAAACGCUAUGGCUCAGCUUACGGAGAAAGAAAUUAGCUUUGAGCUGAUAGAGGCUCUCUUGAAAUAUAUCAAAGAUCAAAAUGUACCCGGUGCUGUGCUGAUCUUUUUGCCUGGAUGGAAUCUUAUCUUCGCUCUGCUGAAGCAUUUGCAGCAACAUCCUCUUUUUGGAGGAUCAGGAUACUGCCUCAUCCCACUGCACUCUCAGCUGCCCAGAGAAGAUCAGCGCAAGGUUUUCGAUCCAGUGCCUCCGAGUGUGACAAAGAUCAUCCUCUCCACCAACAUAGCGGAAACUUCAAUCACAAUUAACGAUGUUGUCUACGUGAUCGACUCAUGCAAGGCCAAAAUGAAGCUCUUCACCUCGCACAACAACAUGACGAACUAUGCGACUGUCUGGGCAAGCAGAACGAAUCUUGAACAACGCAAGGGUCGUGCUGGUCGUGUUAGGCCCGGAUUUUGCUUCCACCUUUGCUCCAAAGCCCGGUUCGACAGAUUGGACGAGCACAUGACUCCAGAGAUGUUUAGAACUCCCUUGCAUGAGCUGGCCUUGAGUAUCAAGUUGCUCAGGUUGGGAAGCAUUGGUCAGUUCCUUUCGAAGGCCAUCGAACCGCCUCCUAUUGACGCUGUCAUUGAAGCUGAAGUCAUGCUUAGAGCGAAGGCUGCCUUGAUUCACAAAACAUCUGUAAACUGCAGCAAUUUCGAACAAAACUUUCCUUUCCCCUUCUUUGUCUUUGGCGAAAAGAUUCGGACCAGGGCUGUGUCCUGUAAACAAAUGACGAUGGUUUCUCCAAUUCAUUUGUUGCUCUUCGGCUCGCGAAAGGUUGAAUACGUUGAUGGAGUCGUGAGAUUGGACAACUGGGUUAAUUUGGAUAUGAACGCAGAAACUGCAGCAGCGAUUAUAGCUCUAAGGCCAGCUUUGGAGAGUCUGGUUGUCAGAGCUGCAAAGGAUCCGGAAACGAUUUUGGAGCUCAGUCCUCUGGAAGAAAAAGUACUCGCGGUCAUAAAAUCCCUUUGCGGAAUGAAUGCGUGUCGUCACGAAAUGGAGCCAAUAACUGGCGGAGGAUUCCAGUCUCGUAGACCACCAAGGGGACAUACCACUGGUUUCGCUUCAUCAGCUGAUGGUGCUGGCCCACCACCAAAGAUGAUGAGAGGAGGUGGUGGAUUCGGAGGUGGUGGUUUUGGAGGUGGUGGCGGUGGUUAUAGAGGAAACAGUGGAGGUUUCGGAAAUAGUGGAGGUUUCGGAAACCGAGGUUUCAACAGAGGGGGCGGUGGAGGUUUUAAUAGAGGUGGAGGUGGUGGCAACUGGAAUGCAAGAGGAUUCGGCGGAGGAUACUAAGUCUUUUAUUAGUAAUAUUUUAGUUUCGUGAUUUUUCAACAGAUUAUGAAAUUUGCAUUCGUCCACGCUCCGAGUACUCUAAUGCAUUAUAGUGAAUGAAGAUAUUUAUUAUGUCUUGGCUGAAAAGCAGAUAAUUUUUUUACGGAUGUAAUAUUUUAUGUGUUAUAUACUUUGCGUAAACCUAAAGUAUUAAAGCACCAAAGUGUUAAAUAACACUUUCUUUAUGAUCAGCAUUUAACAAGUAACGAAUAUGUUGUAAGAUUUUUAGCUGCGUUUGAUAAAAGUGUUAAUUUCUGAAUGAAAAUAUCUAAAUAAAAUGCGUCAUGGAUUUAGCUUUUUUUAUUGUGUUUAAUUUUGUACUGUUAGUUACAUUGAAUGGGUUGUAUGUAUGCUAAUAAGCUAAGGUUGUCACAACACUUUGUAUCGCCAAAUGAAUGUUUCCUGAAGAAAUAAUAAAGGUAAUUUAGUAUAUAUUGUAAA
This is a messenger RNA of Belonocnema kinseyi, 5914 nucleotides long. It is a transcript of the gene mle, whose product is annotated as dosage compensation regulator-like. The transcript is spliced from 14 exons. Gene Ontology annotation, molecular function: 3'-5' DNA helicase activity; ATP binding; double-stranded RNA binding. Lineage: Eukaryota; Metazoa; Arthropoda; Insecta; Hymenoptera; Cynipidae. Bases 380 to 5434 code for a protein of 1684 amino acids. Gene Ontology annotation, cellular component: intracellular anatomical structure; ribonucleoprotein complex; nucleolus. Gene Ontology annotation, biological process: positive regulation of transcription by RNA polymerase II; regulation of mRNA processing. The record is from RefSeq and is a predicted model, not a curated record.